AUGAAGAUCAAUCGCAAUACAGUCCUGGUAGGGUGCAACGUGGCAUUAGUACCCUACCGCAAGCAGCAUGUGCCUCGCUAUCACGAAUGGAUGAAGGAUCCGCUCAUCCAGGAGCAGACCGCCUCCGAGCCGCUCUCGCUCGAGGAAGAAUACGAGAUGCAGCAGUCAUGGGCGGUCGACGAGGACAAGCUUACAUUCAUCAUCCUUGCACUUCCCCAAGAGCAUCAUGACGCGUCAGAUGUUGAUACCAUCGUUUCCCGGGGCAAGAUGGUGGGUGAUGUCAACAUUUUUUUCAAUCAAAGGCAUGAAGAAGAAGAGCAAGAUCAAGGGGACCAGACGCGAGAGAAACAGUGUGGCUCGACGCACAGUGUCGUGUUCGACGCAGAGUGCGAGAUAAUGAUUGCAGAACACAGUCACCGGCGCAAAGGGAUAGCACGUCAAGCGUUACAAAUGAUGUUCUCGUUUGUCACAUCACAACCCACCCCCAAAGCUCGUUCUCUCACAGAAUUAUCUCACGCCAGAUCUGUGGACGUUAGCAGCGUAGAUUCAGCUGCUGCGUCGUCCGUCAAUAAACAGCACUGCACACUGCCGAUUCCCUCCGAUUGGCUCACCUGCAAGAUUUCUCUGAGCAACAAUGCCUCUAUCAAGCUGUUCGAGUCGCUCGGCUUCGCCCGUCACACCAUCAGCGAAGUUUGGCAAGAAGUCGAGAUGCGCUUUUCCAGCACCGAUGCGGCGCUUCGGCAGCAAUGUGACAAAGCCAUUCGCCAAAUUCUCUUCUGGCAAGAUGGCUGA
This is a messenger RNA of Mycosarcoma maydis (corn smut), 792 nucleotides long. RefSeq lists its product as uncharacterized. The transcript has 2 exons. Gene Ontology annotation, molecular function: N-acetyltransferase activity. Gene Ontology annotation, biological process: protein acetylation. Bases 1 to 792 code for a protein of 263 amino acids. The record is from RefSeq and is a predicted model, not a curated record. Lineage: Eukaryota; Fungi; Basidiomycota; Ustilaginomycetes; Ustilaginales.